Messenger RNA from Cyclopterus lumpus (lumpfish), 2430 nucleotides. It is a transcript of the gene ndc80, whose product is annotated as NDC80 kinetochore complex component. Gene Ontology annotation, cellular component: Ndc80 complex. The coding region runs from base 119 to 2047 and encodes 642 amino acids. Gene Ontology annotation, biological process: attachment of mitotic spindle microtubules to kinetochore. NCBI's taxonomy places the organism in Eukaryota, Metazoa, Chordata, Actinopteri, Perciformes, Cyclopteridae. The record is from RefSeq and is a predicted model, not a curated record. The transcript is spliced from 17 exons.
GUACUUUGGUGACGUAACCGCCAGCCAAUAUUUGUAUUUUUGGCGGGGUGUGUUUUAAGGCUUCGUCCGUUCAGAUGCUCGAUUCUUUUUGGAAACAUUAACUUUUCAACGUUACAAUAUGGAGCGUGGAAGGAUGAGUCGAGGGACAAUGGGCAGACCAUCGGAUCUUUCUGUCUUGAGAGUGCAAGACAGCAACAGGAUGAGCAUGGUGUAUACAACGCCAAAGAGUAAACAGCCUUCCUUUGGAAAGCUGAACAUACCCAAACCGCAGUCUGUGACCUCUGAAAGACGAACCAGCUUCUUUGGUGCCCGGACUGUAGGAGCCAGCAUGCCUCGCAACAGCACCAUGUCAAGGUUUGGAGGAACGGAUAAGAUCAAAGACACCAGACCUCUGCACGAUAAAUCCUUUGUUCAGCAAUGUAUCAGGCAGCUGCAUGAGUUCUUGACUGAGCAGGGUUACCCGGGCACUUUGUUAGCCAAGACCCUCCAGUCUCCCUCUACCAAGGAGUUUGUGAAGGUGUUUGAGUUCAUCUACCGUCAGCUAGACCCAAGCUUCGAGAUGCCAAACUCAAAAGUUGAAGAGGAGGUUCCAGCUAUCCUGAAAGCCCUGAACUAUCCAUUUGUUCUCUCCAAGUCUUCAAUGUAUUCUGUUGGAGCUCCCCACACCUGGCCUCAGGCACUCGGUGCUCUCAUGUGGCUUAUUGACCAAGUAAAAAUCACCUGGCAUCUGAGUAAGCAGGAGCUGCUGUUCAGUGACUUCUGUGAAGACAAGGAUAAUAUUGAGGAGGGUGCAGAGUAUAACAAGCUCGUCCAGGACUACACAGCUGAGGCAUACUCCAAGUUCAUGCAGGGUGAAGACGCAUUUGAUGAUGUGGAUGAAUUGUUCCUCAAUAAACUAAAGAAACUGUACAACGUUGACGAGGGGCUGCUGGCCUCGAUGGAGGAGAAGUACAGAAGACUCAGUGAAGAUGUUGAACGACUGGAGAAGGAGAGCCAGGCGGACCGUCUAAUGACCAAGAGAAUGGAAAGGGUGACGCUGCAGGCAGAUCUCAAGAAGCUCCAGAGUUAUCGAAGCAACCUGGAGUCCUUUAAAGCCAACCUGGAGACAAGAGCUUCAGAACUGAGUGAUGAGCUGGAGACCACUGGCAGUCACAUGGAGUCUCUAAAACAUGAGCAAAAUGAACUGCAACUCCUCCUGCAGAAGCAGAAGUUCACUCCAGCUGAUGUCGAGAGGAUCAACAGAGAGAAGAGGGAACUCCAACAGACCAUCUCCAGUCUCAGGAAGACUCUUGAAGAUGCUGAACAGCACAAGUGGAACGAGGAGAUUGCUCUGGCCAAAGUGAAAGAGAAGGUGGAGUUGAAGGAAGCUGAGUACCACAAGGUGGCACGUAAACUGAAGCUGAUACCACUGUCAGCAGAGAAUGCCUUUGGUCAUGAUUUUGAGAUCAAGCCAUUUCGAUGUGGAUCCGGCAACAUGGUUCAACAUGGAACGCAGAUAAAGAUGCUCCUGAGAAAGCUGACCAGUGAUAUGGAUGAAGAGAGCAGUCGAUUUGCCAACAUGAAAUUCAGUCUGGAGGGGUCUAAUGAUCAGGUGAAUUCUAACAUCUUGGACAAGUCCAACGACCUAAAGCAGCUGAGAGAGAAGAUUCGCAAGCUGGAUGAACGAUUGGAUUCUGACAUGCAGGAACUUGUCCAAGAGGAACAGGAAUGGGCAGCAGAGGUGGAGGCAGCGGAGAACCAUGUUACCAUUCUUCAGAAGAAGGUUAAUUGCGGUUACGACGAGUCCGUGCAACAACUGAAGGCAGCGCAACAACAGUACCACCUGGUGCUGCAGGAGACCAACGAGGAGAGACGAACAGUAGCCAACAACCUUGCGUCUGUAUUUUCCACAGCUGCUAACCACUUGUCGAUCACAGAGAAGUGCCUGGACGAUCUGCACGGCCGAGUUCAACGUGUCUGCUCUAAGGAUGUGGAAGAGGAUGAAGCUGCUGUACAGAAGCUGAGGGAAACUUUGAAGAGCUUCACGUCCAAGGCCAACAGCCUGUAAAGUCAGGAGGGAGGAUGGAGGCCUUUCAGAGACUAUGGAAGUGUGGGAGAGUUUCCCCCUGUCAUUUGGGUUUUUAAUUUGUUUUUCCAUCUUGAGAAUAAGAAACUUACUUUAUUUGUUCUGAAGAAGUUGUGGAAAUGUAUCAUAUGACUUAGAACCAUAGAUUAACAAAAAUGUCAGUUUUCUCUGUAUAAAUUAUUCAGCGGUGGGUUUUUUGCCAACACGGAUGCAUUUAAAUACAAGGUGGUUGCAUCAAGAUGGAGGUUUUGAAGUCUUAACGCAUGUCCUUUUAGGUGUCGUAUAACUUGUUUUGUGUAAUGUUUGUCGACACUUCAGUUUUUGCUAUUUUUAUGCCAAAUAAAAAUUACUUUUAAACCCUUAAA